AGGAGCCGAUGCAAACGCCCAGGGUGGACAGUACGGAAAUGCCCUCCAGGCUGCUUGUUCUAAAGGACACGAUAAGAUUGCACAGAUGCUGCUAGAGCGAGGAGCCGAUGCCAACGCCCAGGGUGGACAGUACGGAAAUGCCCUCCAGGCUGCUUGUUCUAAAGGACACGAUAAGAUUGCACAGAUGCUGCUAGAGCGAGGAGCCGAUGCCAACGCCCAGGGUGGAUACUACGGAAGUG
Messenger RNA from Penicillium egyptiacum, 239 nucleotides. NCBI's taxonomy places the organism in Eukaryota, Fungi, Ascomycota, Eurotiomycetes, Eurotiales, Aspergillaceae. The record is from the annotation of a GenBank genome assembly.